Exaiptasia diaphana is the source of this 2267-nucleotide messenger RNA. Its product is annotated as trace amine-associated receptor 13c-like. The record is from RefSeq and is a predicted model, not a curated record. Gene Ontology annotation, molecular function: G protein-coupled receptor activity. Gene Ontology annotation, biological process: G protein-coupled receptor signaling pathway. The coding region runs from base 43 to 996 and encodes 317 amino acids. Gene Ontology annotation, cellular component: membrane. Lineage: Eukaryota; Metazoa; Cnidaria; Anthozoa; Actiniaria; Aiptasiidae. The transcript has a single exon.
ACUGCUUCACUUCUCACGAAGCGCUGAAUAUUGAGCGGUCUCAUGAACACAACAAACUCAACGGUUGGCGAUCGCAGACGUGAGAUGGUUCUCUGGGUAUGGAUYAUACGCGCCGUCAUUGCUGUCUUAACAGUGCUUGGUAAUGGCCUGGUCAUGAUUCUGAUGUUAAGAAGCCGUCGACUUCGCGUCAUACAAAAUACAUUUAUAUUCUCCCUCGCCUUGGCGGAUUUUCUAGUGGGCGCGGUCAUCACWCCGACYGACUUAGUGUGCAGCUACUGGUACCCUACUUCAUGCGAAUGGCCUACGCUACGAACUACGUACGAUAUUCUACUACAUCUCUCGGUUACAAAUCUCUGCGCAUUGACAUUCGAUAGAUAUAUGGCUGUAGUUGAACCGCUUCAGUAUCACUCAGUACUAAGCAGACGCCAUAUCGUGAUYAUUCUUGUGGUUUCUUUAUUUGCUGCAGCGGUGCUUCCAAUCAUUGGCCACAUUUGCCUUGCGAAUUCGUAUAAUCUUAGCGCGAAAAUCUUCCGCGUUGUUGAUAUGACAUUUCUUCAAAUCGUCCCGCCGAUUCUUCUCGCUAUAGCUUACGUAAGGAUGGUGUACAUCGCGCGACAACAUGAGAAAACCGUCAAAUUGCAGCAAAACCAGCUAAGCUUUAACUACGGGAACAGUUCCUUUGUUAAGAAACGACGAAGUAGACAGGGAGAAAGUCGAGAAAGAGCGUCCGUAAAGAUGAUAGGCGCUGUUAUUAUUGCUUUUUUAUUGUGUUACGUCUUGGCUAUAGUUAGGUCAUUAGUUUUCUACAUCUUACACAUCGACGUCCCCAAAACUGUCACACACGUCUCGAGAAUUCUUCUCUUAACGAAUUCUGCUGUGAAUUUCUUGGUCUACGCAUUUCUGAAGAAGGAUUUCCGACACGAGUUAAAGCGGAUCGUUUGUAAGCAGACACGUAUUCCAAAGGAGUCGUCUACAUUUCAUGAUUUGUUGACAUAAGAUGACUUUUUGGAUCGAGAAAGUUGCUCUGCAGUCUGGAGAACUUUACAACAGCUCUGGUUUCUUCUUUGCCAAAACCUUUAAGAACUCUUAUAUUGUUAUAACUCAGUUGAUUGUUCUUUUUUAUGCAUUACAACGCAAUUCUGAUGUCAAAAACUGGUUUCUUUUAUUACAAUACUCACCAUYUUCACUCUCAAUUCGUUGUAUUUAYUCUAUAUAAGAUAAUGAUAAGGCCGUAAGUACCUAAUAUAUCAAACGUCAGUUUUACUAUCUUGGAAUCACUUUUUUGAGUCAAUAAAGGUGCUGUCAGUCUGAUGUAGCUAUACAUGUUGUUUCCACAUAGACAUGAACACUGGAUAUCAGCUUKAUCUCAGCAACGCAAAUAGCCAUUAYUUUGACAUCAGUUUUGCUGCCGAGAUUACUAGCUAUCRAAAAAGGUGCUACAUAGUCUGCGAGGUCUACAGUUUUGUMCACAUCCUAUAKUACUCCAUAUCRUGUGUGAWUGCMUGACAUGUAUUCUCGAUUAUAUUGGAUCAUUUAUGAUUAACAAGCAUAUGAGGUGUAUUGGCAGCGAUGUGAUAGAUUUUUAAGCCUCUUCGGCACCAAGCGAUAGAGACAUAUUCAUAAUCUAAAAUACUGCCAAUAUUCUCAAUGAACACAUUUUAAAUCAAACAUCAAUUCAAAUAAAUUUCGAWCUUCAGAAGCAUACAAUGGAUCACUUCGACCAUGAGUGGUCAUUUUGUCAGAAAGSAAGKAAAGAUGUAUUACGUGGAGUUUUGAGUUGCAUUACAUUUAAUUCACAAMAAACAAAUUUGAAAAAUGAUUUAAUACAAUUGAACUUGAAAUCAUAAACAGCUACACGAAACUCUUUUUAUAAAGUAACUUUUGUUACUUUCACACGGACGGCCCAUACUACUCCAUUAWAAUAAAAAAAAUACCGCAUUCUAUAUAGAGYUUUGGUGCUUGUUUCACUUUAUUUCCUUAUUCUUCAUGCRAAUUGAGUGAAAAUCAACGAUAUUUAUUGCACGAAAAAGAAAGGCCUUUUGUGUAUGUACCUCUUGCCAAUAUGGCCGCGCGCCGUAGCGUCGAAGUAGUCCAUUAUCUCACUCUCAGCUUGUAAAUAUGCUAUAACCACAUUAAAGAUUCUGAUCUUUCGAGUGUAAGGACCCACUUUACUUUAAGCACUUAACAUAAGAUAUAAAGUAAAAAUUUAAGCGAGAUGUUCGGGAAACUAUUCAMCCUCAAAUAAAGAAAUGAAAUAAAAGUUGAAA